Myxozyma melibiosi is the source of this 952-nucleotide messenger RNA. RefSeq lists its product as uncharacterized. The transcript has a single exon. The record is from RefSeq and is a predicted model, not a curated record. Bases 112 to 609 code for a protein of 165 amino acids. Lineage: Eukaryota; Fungi; Ascomycota; Lipomycetes; Lipomycetales; Lipomycetaceae. Gene Ontology annotation, cellular component: nucleolus.
CAUUACUAAUCCCUUACAUAACAACCAAACUCUAUUCGUGCGGCGAAAUAAAAAAUUGCUGGAUCACUGCCUGACCGACCUUGCAGCAACUGAGAAGCAGCAGCAGCAGCGAUGAACUCGACGCGAUAUCUGACGUCCUACGGCUGGACACCGGGGACGGGGUUCAAGAAGGACAGCUUAGCCAAGCCGAUACUGAUGCACCACAAGAAAGACACAAAGGGGCUGGGGAACAAGUCGCUUGAGCACGAGAGUUGGUGGGAGCGGGUUUUUGACGGGCGGUUGCAGGGGUUGGAUGUGUAUGAGAAGAAGAAGGAGGAGGAGGAGAGGUUUGAGAUUCGAGGGGUUGUGCAGAGUCCGUUGUAUAAGAUGUUUGUGAAGGGGAGUGGGUUGGCGGGGUCGAUAGAGGAGAGUGUUGUUGUUACUGAGAGGAAGGAGGAGAAGGUGAGGAAGGUGAAGAAGGAGAAGAAGGAGAGGAAGUUGAAGGACAAGAACAGGGUGUCGAAAGAGUCAGAGUCGAAGAAGAAGAAGAAGGAGAAGAAGGAGAAGUCAAAGACGAAGGAUGAGGAGUGGGUUCGGAUGAUGGUGAAGGAGAUGAAGAAGAAGGCUUGAUCUGGUCAUCUCGGUCCUGGUUUGCUGAUGUGACAGGUGUGGAUAUCAAUAUCAACAACCUGAUCAAUAUCAAUAGCAUCGUCAGGCUGUUGGUAUUGGUAUUGGUAUGAUAUGAUAUCGCAGUGUUCAGUGAUAUCAGAUACAGAUCAGAUAGAGAUCAGAGAUACACAACAGAACAGACAACAACAACAAAUACACACUACAACAACCCACAACAGAUACAGAUACAGAUACAGAUACAGACAAUAUCAACAUCAACAACACACAAUAUCAACAACAAUACAACACACAACAGCAAUACAAUACACACACCCAGGUCUCGGCUCAUCGAGAGGCGCCUCGG